AAGUUUACAAACAAACAAAUCAGAUUUAUGUGACACACUGUCACUGAUAUACAAUUGACGUAAAUUCUCAUUCGAUAGCUCGAUCUAUCUAGAUCUAGGAAACUAGGAUCUUCUAGACAUUUGAGAUCUGAAAUUUAGAAGAUAGUCUGAUCUAACUCUUGAUCUAGAAUGGAUAAUCAAGAUCUUCAAUAUCAUCCCGCAGGUGAUAUAAUUGUAUUGGAUAGAGGCGAAGGAACAACUGCUGUCAUCCAUCUUCAUGGUGCUACAGUACUUUCAUGGAAGUGUCAUGGGGUUGAGAAUUUGUACAUGAGCCAGUCUGCAGUGUUUGAUAAUAAAAAAGCAAUCAGAGGAGGCAUUCCUGUUGUUUUUCCUAAUUUUGGACCAUGGCCUUUGGGUCCUCAACAUGGAUUUGCUAGAAUAAAAAGAUGGAGUAUUGCUGUACCACCUCGAAAGGAUGCCAAUGGUGAUGUUAUUGUUCUUUUUAUGCUUGAAGCUGAUGAGGAAACUUUGGCUAUGUGGAAUUACAAGUUUAGGUUAGUUUACACUGUAGUAUUAACUGCUACUUCAUUGAUGUCAACUUUGGUUGUUCACAAUAAAGACGUGAAAAGCUUAGGAUUUACUUGUCUGCUUCAUACAUACUUGAGGGUCGCAGACAUAAAACAUUUACGCAUUGAAGGACUUCAGGGACUAAUUUAUGUUGAUAAGCUGAAGAAUGGAAAAGAAAAAAAGGAAUCAAGAGAGUUUGUUACUGUGUGCAAAAAUUAUGACCGAGUUUACAAAGAUGCUCCUAAACGACUAAACAUUGUGAGUGGCCCAGAACCUGUGAGAAACAUUGAACUUGUCACUUUUAACUUUCCAGAUAUAGUUGUUUGGAAUCCAUGGGAAGAGAAAGCCAAAGAGAUGUCAGACUUUGAUGAUGAUGGUUACACAGAGAUGAUAUGUGUGGAGCCAGGGAAAGUUCUUGUUCCUAUCACACUUGAAGCUGGACAGCAGUAUGAGUGUAAGCAAACCUUGAUUUGCAAGUUUUGAAUCAUUUUGUGAAAGGAAAUUGUUGCACCUUUUGCAGUGUUGAAUGAUUCAGUUAUUUAUUUAUUUAUAAGGAUUUACUGUAUUAAAUUAUAUACACUUUGAAUGUAGUAAUUUAUUAAAGUGUAAUCAUUGCACUGUUAUUACAAAAUGGAUUAGUUUAUUUAUGACCAAUUUUCUUAGAUAAUAAAAAAAAAUGUUAAAGUCUUUUAAUUAGGAACAACAAUUAUUCUCAAUGUUUUUUUUUUUUUAAAUAUUCUUACACAAUCACUUCUAUCAAUUAUUUUCUGAUUGUUUUUUGAAUUUAUAUGACCAACUCCAUGGACUUUGCUUCACCACUGUCCUAACUUAUCAUCUAUCUUUAUGGCUUUUAUCAAUAGUAAGAUUAUUAUAGCUCUUAUUCCUUUUCCUGUGCAAUAAAAAAGUUCAUGCCCUCAGCAUUCAAAUAAGGAAGAUGCAAAUAAUUUUUUUAAUAUGCAAAAAUUAUAUGUAAUGUCUGUUUAAAUUGUACACAUUGAGAAAUUUAUCAGAAAUAACUUACAACUUAUAAAUAUUUAAAGACUGUUUUUGUUUAUUAGAUAUUCAUCAUAUGUUUAUUAAGCAUUAAGGAAAAAAUAUGUUGUUUCAGUAUCAAUAGUUGUCGCACUUGUAUAACCAAGGUUAUGUAAUUCAUGCUGCUUUACUUUUCUAUUGGUCUUAAUCUAAUAUACCAUUCCAAUAACUUAACAAAUGUUCAUACUUUUUCAUUCAAAAUUCAUUUCAAUGUGAUAUUCUGAUACUUAAAUCCACUUUUGGGAAAUCUUGUUUUUUAAGUUUUUCUUUUAUGUAUCCUUCAUUUUGUUCACUGUGGUUUUUAUUUACUCUUUUUAUAUUGACAAAAAAAUUUAAACAUAUACAUAUUCAUUAUUACAAAUAGAGGUUCUUCAUAAUUCAUAUAUAUGCAAUCAAUAGUUGUUGUUGUUGUUGUUUUUUUUUGCAUAGAGUUUUACUUUAUAAUUUAUAAUAAAAUAAUUUUUUGAAAAACUCCAACACAAUUCCCCAUUAAAUUUUUCAACAUUUUAUUUUCUAUGAAAAAAAAUUAAUGAAUUAGAUUUUUUGUUGUUCUUAAGUUACAACAUUUGCACUUUCUGUAUUUAUUGCUUCAGAAUUAUUCAGUGCCUUCUCUGUAACUAUUUAAUAAUAAAAUUGUAUACAAACUAUAUUAAACUCAUCAGUAAUAUAUCAUUAUUUCAAUAAUCUUUUGAAAUAUUUUUCAAACAUGUUAUUUCACUGGGUAAAUUUAGUAAAAUGUGAAUCAAUUUCACUUCAUUGUUUUCAAACACAAAACAAUUUUUAUUAACAAUUAUGCUAUCUGAAUUAUUUUUAUUUUUUACAUAUUGUCAAAAAAAAUUGUAUACACCAAAGCUUUAAUAAUUAUUAUUUUUAAAUGUUUUUGUCAUAGGUGCAAUAGAGUAUGUAAUUAUCUUGGGACUUUUUUAUCUAUAGGAAUGUUAGUACUUUAUAAGAUAAGACAAUAUAUUUUAUUUUUUAAUUGAUGAUAAAUUUUGAUAAGAAAUGUUAAACAUUUUUUUUAGGUUUCUUUUAGCAAAAAAUUGUAGUUUUUAUCUAGUCAGUCUAGCAUUUAUUUUUUAAUAAUCAAAUGUAGAGUGUAUUUGUUUUAUGUAUAAAGUGUCAAAAAAGCAUAUAAAGCACAUUAUUAUUAUAAUUAUAAUUAUUAUUAUUACGUUAUUUAUGAAGUGUCCAAAAAAAAAAAAGCUUUAUUCAUCUUCUUAGGAUUUCAGACUCUUUUCUCUAAAACCAUUCGUUUGGUUUAUUGAAGAAAUAGACAAUACAUUUUAAUACAUCUUACAGUUCCUUUUAGCAUCAAGUUUUAUUGAUCAAAGACAGUCACAACUCUUUGACAUGUGGUUUUAGAUGUUGCUUGCUGUGCCCAAUAUUUAUUUGCAUUGAGCCUGAAGAUGAUUCACUUGUAAGAGAGUGUGAAAUUCACAUUGGUACUGUUAUUAUAAGACCAAUUUUUGUUGUUAGUUUUUUUCUUUUUUUUUUUGGCCAAUUUUUUUAACAAACAUUAAAAUGCAGUAUAAAUAACAAAGAUAUCGAAGAACCUAAUUAAUUACAUAAGAUUUAUGUGAUACCUCAUUAGUUUUAUGUUUAAUGUGAUAUGGCCAAAGAGUCUUAGUUUGCGUUUUUUUACAGUAGCUAGCAGGUCAUUGUGGGGUCCACUUGCUGUAAUAAUCCUGUUUCUAAUCUCUUCAUUUCUGAUACGGUCUUUGUGUGUGAUACCUGGGAUCUUUCUCUAGCAUCUCAAUUCCAUUGCUAGGAUCCUCCUCUAUAGUUCUUCAUUCAGUGUCCAAGAUUUGCAAGCAUAUAAGAAUGUGGCCUUGAAUCAGUCUGAUUUUAAUUUUGAGGUCUAUUCCCUCUUUUUUUUUUCACAUUGUUUUGAGUUUUGCAAGUGCUGCUUUGGAUUGUGCAAUUCUUGCCAGUAGUUCAGAUUUAGUUCCUUCAUCUGAGACUAUAACUCCCGAUGUAUUUAAAACUACUGACACUUAUCAGCUUUUCAUCUCCAAUGCUGAUGAAGCCUGUUGGCUAUUGAUCGUAUGUGUUUUUUCAGCAUUGAUUUGUAUGUUGUAGAAGACUUUUCUAUGCACAUCACCAAGUCAGCUAAUUCUUCUUCUGUCCCUGUCAAACCAUCUUUGUCGUCCACAAAACGCAAGUUAGUAAUUCUUCUUCCUCCAAUACUUAUCAGUACAUUUGUAGCCCUUUAGAACAUCCUCCAUCUUUCAAGGAAGAUAUUGAAAAGAGUUGGUGAAUGUAGGCAGCCUUGUCUCACUUCAACUGUGGUUUUUAACUAGUCCCCAAUGUUGUUGUUUUUGACUAGUGGCCUGCUUCUUGAUGUUCUGGAUUACUUUUAUUAUGUUUUGAUUUACAUUGUACUUUUCUAUUGUCGCCCAGGGUGCCCCAUGCCAUACUCUGUGGAAAGCUUUCCUGUCCAUAUAUACUGUACACAAUUGAUGUACACAUCUCAUUUUAAUUUUUUGUUUAAAUUGAAGAAAAAGAAACCUACUUUUUUAAUGCAUCAGAUUUUGUUACUAAUGGAAAAAACUGCUUCUAUUCAAUCAUAUUCACGUAAUUUUUCAUCUGCUUUUUUUAUGUUUUAAUUCAAUAGUACAAUAUUUCUUCGGCUUGUUCUUGUUAUUUCUACUUUGUGAUCAUUGAAACUUUUUCAUGGUGGGGUAUUGUCUUCAAUGUUAAAUAUUCUACAGUUCUAUAUAGUGCAUGCCAAAUGUAUUAGUUUAUCUUUAUAAAUGUUAUGAACAAUAGAGAGGAAUGUGCUAUAGAGAGGAAAAUAAAGUUUCAUAACUUACUCACA
This is a messenger RNA of Biomphalaria glabrata, 4396 nucleotides long. RefSeq lists its product as uncharacterized. The record is from RefSeq and is a predicted model, not a curated record. The transcript is spliced from 10 exons. NCBI's taxonomy places the organism in Eukaryota, Metazoa, Mollusca, Gastropoda, Planorbidae. Gene Ontology annotation, molecular function: carbohydrate binding; isomerase activity. Gene Ontology annotation, biological process: carbohydrate metabolic process. The coding region runs from base 169 to 1029 and encodes 286 amino acids.